AUGCAAACCCGGGUGUUGUCGUGGCUGGCCCUCGGCAUCCUCCUGGGCAUUCCUGCAGGAGCCAAGCCAAUGCCAGAGGAAGCAGAUCCCUACACACAGCCACCAGCCAUGCCCUACUGGCCUUUCUCCACCUCUGACUUCUGGAACUAUGUGCAGUAUUUCCAGAGCCAGGGCGCCUACCCACAGAUUGAGGACAUGGCCAGAACGUUCUUUGCACACUUCCCCCUGGGAAGCACCCUGGGCUUCCAUGCCCCCUACCAGGAGGACUGA
This is a messenger RNA of Psammomys obesus (fat sand rat), 270 nucleotides long. It is a transcript of the gene Otos, whose product is annotated as otospiralin. Lineage: Eukaryota; Metazoa; Chordata; Mammalia; Rodentia; Muridae. Bases 1 to 270 code for a protein of 89 amino acids. The record is from RefSeq and is a predicted model, not a curated record. The transcript is spliced from 3 exons. Gene Ontology annotation, biological process: sensory perception of sound.